Messenger RNA from Juglans microcarpa x Juglans regia, 801 nucleotides. RefSeq names its product probable carbohydrate esterase At4g34215. The record is from RefSeq and is a predicted model, not a curated record. Bases 1 to 801 code for a protein of 266 amino acids. The transcript has 2 exons. Lineage: Eukaryota; Viridiplantae; Streptophyta; Magnoliopsida; Fagales; Juglandaceae.
AUGUUUCUCUUUGUUAUCUUCUUCGUGCUUGUUACUCAUGUUGGUUCUAUUAUGCCUGGGGAGCUCAAACCCGACAACAUAUUCCUCUUAGCAGGACAAAGCAACAUGGCUGGUCGAGGAGGUGUCUAUAAUGACACUGUAACCAACUUGCUCAAGUGGGAUGGACUGGUUCCUCCACAAUGCACUCCCACUCCCAAAAUCCUCACACUCUCUUUAAACAAGACUUGGGAGAUAGCUCGUGAACCUCUCCAUAAGGAAAUUGAUAAUCUGAAGACCUGCGGGGUGGGACCAGGAAUGCCCUUUUCCAACCAAAUAUUGGCAGAACGACCAGACUUUGGCGUGAUUGGUCUGGUCCCUUGCGCAAUAGGAGGAACAAAGAUAGAACAGUGGCAAAAGGGUACAAUACUGUAUAAUCAGUUGAUGGAUAGGGCAAGAGCUGCAAGCCAAAGUGGUGGACGUAUUUGUGCACUGCUUUGGUAUCAAGGAGAGAGUGAUUGUGGAGAGCAAGACGCCAUGCUCUAUAAGGGAAGGCUGGAGAAGUUUUUCAAUGAUGUUCGACAAGAUCUCAACUCUCCUUACCUCCCUAUUAACUUGGUUGUAAUUUCUAGUGGAGAAGGAGAGUUCCUAACAUCUGUAAGAGAUGCUCAGCUGAAUAUAAACCUGAGUAAUUUCAAUAGCGUUGAUUCUGUGGGCUCAACCUUUAUAGCAGAUCAUCUGCAUUUGGAUACACGUUCUGCUGUUCGCAUUGGUCAAAAGCUAGCUGAUAGUUUUCUAUACAUCAUUAGCCCUAGAAGUAAUUAA